AUGUUCGACGAAGCACUAGAGCAUGUUCAGGCAGAGCCGGCUCCUUUCAUCUUGAUGAGGGACAAAGGAAUCCAUGUGCGCAACGCACGAAGGAUAGAAACGUUUCUCUCUCCGAGUCUGGCUUCUGCCCAGCAUGGAGGCGGCGGCGUUGCAAGAUUUGAGGAGAUGGGAGCAGCAUUCAGACACAUCGCUAGAAGUGCCGUGAGCAUACCAACGCAGGAUCCACAAUACAUCGACAGUAACCCAAUCAACUCUGACUCGAACUCCCUUUGGGGCCCUUCGAAGCCUAGCGCCUACAACCUGCCGUACUUGAGGCUCGGUCCCGAUGCUGAGGAGCGCAAGUUUGCGCUGGGGAAAUCAGGGAUCUUUGCUGGGAGGAUGUUCCAGCGAUACCUGAAAUCAGAUCCCUACGUUCUCGGGGAAGACUGGCCCCGGUCGCAGCUCGAUCUCGGACCGAAGUCGAAGCCGUUCGCUAUUCCCAGCCACGUCACGAUGAACGAUUCCGUUCAGAUCGGAGCAUGCUCCUCGUUCUCGGUCCAGAAAGAUGUCGCUCCUUUACCCAAUGAUGCAGUCCCAAUCACGGGCAGCAGCCGCGCGUUUCUCGUGAGCCAAGAGGAAUGUUGCAAGCUCUGCUUGGAUGCAAAGGAGUGCAAAGCUUGGAGCUACCGACAAGAGAGCUGCCUGCUGUUGAGGCAGCUCGGGGAAGACAGCCUGACUUCAAGCGAUGGAAACGAUGUCGGUUUCCUCCCCCAAGAAGAGUCUCAGUCCCCUGCUGCAACACUCGCUCCAUCCCCAGCCUCAGCAAGAGCUCUCCAGCUCAAAAGAGGAAGGAAUUCAGAUGCUCUCGCAGUCCAAGGGGGCAAGUUGGCUCGCUCGGAGGACAGCCCUAGGCUUGCAGCACGAGCAAAGGCCUUGAGAGCGAUCGCGCAGAAGAAGGCAGGGCUUCCCGACCAGGUGGAUCCUGAGGGAGUGGAGGACAGGGCGAUUCUGAUUACAUUCUUGCUCCCUAGCCCUCAGCCUCUCCGAAGGAAGAGAAAGCUCUCAAGCCGUCUAUAUCGGUUGACGUCGGUCACGUUUGUCUGUGUACUGAUGGCUGAAACAUUACUGCAGGUCAAGGCAACAGAAUCCAGUCAGGAGCAAGGCAAACUCUGCAAGCUCCCUACAGGACAGACGAUCCUAUGUAAGCAAGACCAUGAACCCUGUGGAAACGACGGGACGGGAAGAGGACCAGCGCACUUUGACGCCUCCUGUGCAAGUGGCAAGUGCACAUGGGCAUGCUCGACGAGCAAGAGCUUCUUGGACUCGAUCAUGGGAUGCAUGUCAUGCGACAACGACAACUGCAGGUGUGUAGGACGAGACGUCGGGGAAUAUCUCAAGCUGGAAGGGUGA
Messenger RNA from Guillardia theta CCMP2712, 1389 nucleotides. RefSeq lists its product as hypothetical. The record is from RefSeq and is a predicted model, not a curated record. Bases 1 to 1389 code for a protein of 462 amino acids. The transcript is spliced from 10 exons. NCBI's taxonomy places the organism in Eukaryota, Cryptophyceae, Pyrenomonadales, Geminigeraceae.